Iphiclides podalirius (scarce swallowtail) is the source of this 423-nucleotide messenger RNA. Lineage: Eukaryota; Metazoa; Arthropoda; Insecta; Lepidoptera; Papilionidae. The record is from the annotation of a GenBank genome assembly.
AUGACCGCUGUUGCUGUGGGAUCGGUCCAGCAGCCAAUGGCAACGCCGAACCGCGAUGACGAGGACGUGACGUCAGGAACAAGGAGUCGCGCGACUGUCGCCCGCAAAGCAAGCAGUGUCGGCGCGGUGUCUUACAAGGCGUAUCGAGGCGCGGCGCGAUCCCGACACUUGUAUUUCAAUCAGCCGUUCCCACGUGCAAACAAAAUAUCGCUCGCAUUGUUGAUUGCGCACAACGAACCUGCCCUAAUCAAAUUUAUGUUUGCUCGUCUUGAGGCGGGGGAGCCCCCCCUCCCGCCACCCUGCACGUGGAUCGGUGGAAUUACUCCAUUUGCACUUCAAUCCAGGUUCCCUGCCUGGCGGCCAUUUUUCCCCCGGCAUCGAGUGGCUCGUUACAGCGAGCGGUGCCACUGCGAGCGCGGCGAA